CGCGCGGGUUAAGUAGUGUCGCGAAGUGCCGCACGCUGAUACGCGCAAUUGACAGACUUCAACAGCAAUAUCAUAUCAAUCUUCAUCGAGCGAUUCCAUGAUCGCACCCACGAGAAGCGCCGAUCUGCGAGAACGCUCAUUCUUCUUCAACGACAAGGCGCGGCGAGUGUUUAAGAAAAUGCCGAUCCUCUCGGAGCUGUCGCGCCGAUUUCACAUGUUAACGACAGACGCGAAGCCGGAUCCACCGCGCACCGGCAUCCCUGGUUACACGCACAACCUGCCGCCGACGGAGGACACGACGAAGAAACCGCGAUCGAGAUCGACACCCACCACGCCGGAGGAAUUGCACGCACACAGAACCGACAAGGUUGACGCCGACACCGACGUCGACGUCGACGACGACGGUGUCGACGUGACAGCGUCGGUACGACGGCAAAAAUCGGUGCCGAACGACGCGACGCCCACGAGAGAUUUCGCCGCGAAAGCGGAAGACCUCGGCCACACGGACGAGCCAACGAACGAGUCGAAACAGUACAAACGACCAAGGACGCGGACGAGAGUGAAACACGCUAAAUAUUCGCAAGGCAUGAACGUAGUGAAUUACAACAUCGUCAAUUCGAACGGGGUGAAGAUCGGCUCGCGGACGAGCUACAUAUGCAACGUGAAUUAUGCGACAAACAAUAACGCGACAGCACAACCCGAAGCUUCCUGGUCGAAGCCGAAGCACCGGUCGAUGCCGCAAAACGUGGAGGAGUUGAGCGCGUGCGACGAAGAGCUCACGUUCGACGACAUGAUCACCGUCAAGACACACGUCGGCCACGGCUGGAGGGACGUCGCGAGGAGGCUGUCGUACUCGGACGGCCAGAUCGAACAGUUCGAGGAGAAUUUCAGGCACAAAGGCGUCGACGAGGUGAUAUAUCAGUUGUUGCUCGAUUGGAAACAAGCGAACACGCGAGACGCCCGGCUGGGAACACUAGUCAGUGCAUUGUGGUCUUGUCAAGAGUACGACUGCGUCGAGCGGCUAGCCGCGGCUCGCAAGACUCCCUCUUAGUUGCGACUUGGAAAUUCUACUCUGCGUCGCCUAUCUGAUGAACGCUUGUACAUACGUGCGCGAUUGUUCGCGAUUUAUUUUUUUUUUCUACUCGAAGUAGCAUUCCAAUUACAUUUUUAUAUAAAUCGUAUAUACUCCGGCGCGCACACGGCUCAUACGCACGUAUGAACGUCUGCCACAAGUACAUAUCGCGCGAAGAUCGUUUUUAUAUUCGUCGUUUAUCGUUCCGAAGCGAUCGAAGAAGUUUACCGUGUGGACACGCGCAUUCGACCUUCGUCGUCCGUUUUGGGAUUGUACAGAAUUACAAUGAGGAAUUCCCGGCGGUUCGGACGGGAACAUGAUCUGAUUAAUAAUAUUCGGACAUAAUACGGUGCCCACGCAUACGUAAUAACUAUUAUUUAUAUGCACAUACAUACGCAUGUUUUGUUACUUAUCCAUAUAACCUAUGCUGUAAAGUCUAGAAUAAAGUAUAUUGAAUAAUAUAUAUUGCGAUUCUCGGAAAAUUAGAUAAUUUAUUUAUUUCAGGGUGAUAUAAGACGAGCUUAUGUAUCCUGACAUAUAAACAUACAUUCGCAUUCAAUAUUGUUCAAAAUUCAAACGAUUAAAUACAUUU
Harpegnathos saltator (Jerdon's jumping ant) is the source of this 1664-nucleotide messenger RNA. RefSeq names its product death domain-containing immune deficiency protein (gene imd). Gene Ontology annotation, molecular function: protein binding. Lineage: Eukaryota; Metazoa; Arthropoda; Insecta; Hymenoptera; Formicidae. The coding region runs from base 98 to 1051 and encodes 317 amino acids. The record is from RefSeq and is a predicted model, not a curated record. The transcript is spliced from 4 exons. Gene Ontology annotation, biological process: signal transduction.